Meleagris gallopavo (turkey) is the source of this 4492-nucleotide messenger RNA. NCBI's taxonomy places the organism in Eukaryota, Metazoa, Chordata, Aves, Galliformes, Phasianidae. The record is from RefSeq and is a predicted model, not a curated record.
GGGCAUCCUGCGCUCGUGUUUGGUGGAGCUCAGCUUUGGGUGUACUCCAGCGGGAGCUGCGUGGGAACUGGGUUAUGACUCACCGCUACCCGUCCCAGUCUUGUGAAGAAAACAAUCUGAAGACAAUGUGUCUUUGACCCCUGGUACCAGCUUUUGAGCCGGAGCAAUGGAAGUUAUAGAUGGCUGCCGGCAUACUGACCCUUUGAUAGUUUCAAAUGGAUAUGCAAACAGGAUUUUCCAAGCAAACAUGGAGGAUAGGAGUGCUGAUGCAUCGGAGGUCUGUUGUGCUGAGCAUGGCACCUCCAGUGAUGCAGUUCCAAGUGACCAGGAAGAAGCACCCAGAUAUAAGAAGUUGACCAAGGGCAACCGGAUCUGGAAUUUUGUUUGGCGAAGGAAAGGAUCCUCUAUGAGUAAAAGAAGACCCCGGUCCAUGAUCGUACUGGGAGAUACUUAUGAUGCCUCUGAUGAAAAAAAGCCAUCCUUCAUGGACAGAGUAAUGCCCUUAAAAAAGCUAAGAACCUCGAAGUUGCCUAAGGAUGUAGAUUUCAGAGGAUCUGCAGUGCAGGUUACUUGUGUCCCUGAGGAAGACUAUCCUGCUAGUGGACAAGGAGCAGUCUACAGGGUUAAGAAACUGGGUGACAGUCAGAGGCCCUACCGCCAUUCAUAUGGGGGGCACAUUGAAGAUUUAGAUUCCUCUUUUGAAGACAUCGAGCUGAAUAUCAGCAUUCCUGAAAUUGACGCCAAUGAAAGUAAAUGUCUCAGGGAUAUUAGUAUCAGACUACACAGUGAAGAUAAUGUUAGUAACUGCCAGAAAACACCAGCUAGAAAGAGCGAGUCUUUGAAUUUUGAAAACUUUAAGAGUCCUGCAAUUACGGAAGGGGACAAUCAAAAGAAGUGUACCGUGCUCCCACAGGAGGGCAAAAGAGGAAGAAGCUCUGAUGUCUGGAGCUAUCUGAAAGGAAUUUCAUUAACUAGCAAAGAUAAUUCAAAGCUUCUAGAUGAAAGGGCUGAAACCAAUUUCCAGAACUUAGAAAAUACAACUGAUCAUUCCACUUCUUAUUUGGACUAUGGUAUGAGAUGUGAGGAGAAUCUUAGCCAGCAGAAAAAAUCCAACAGCGCAACCAAAGCCACUCACUUUGCGGGUUUUGUGCGGUUCUUCACCAGUGUGGCCGAAGCAGCUCGGCGGCUGCGUGGCUCCUCAAAGGCGUUUUCACCUGAUGAGAAAAGGCCUCAGCGGAGUUCCCGAGGCUGGAGGCAGGAUGUCAUCUCCCGCAAAGUGAGUCUGGUUAUUGAGAAUGAAACCGCAAAUGCUUUCUGCACAGUGGGAGCAUGUCUGCAGUCCCCAGAUUCAGGCGUGUGGGAUAAUCCAAGCUUUGAGAGUUCAAUGGGGAAGGAGAUGACACAGGGCUGUAAAGCUACAGAGGUGUCACAAGACAUCGGCUUCUCUGCCCUGAGCAGCAAGAAUGAUAGUUUUAAUGAAACACCACUUUCUCCCUCUGGGCCAGAGCUCCCAGAUGAUUCUGUCACUGUGAUAAAUUCUGAAGAACCCUCUGAGACUGCAGUCCACUUUCCACAGACAGCUCUGACCAAACAGAUUCAGUACAUGGACAGUACUCCAGAGAAGGCACAGACUGUGGGCAGGGACCUGCCGCGUUUGGAAGAUCUUCCUGGGAAAAAUCUGGGUACUUCUGAACUGGGCAGUUCUCCAGCUGCUAACGGUGACUUUCCUGUUGUGACUGUGGCUCUGAUCCACCAUCCACUAAAGAUGACUCUGCAUGAACUCGAACCUCAGGAUGUGGCUUGUGCUACAGUAGUUACUAACGACAUGAGUAUGUCUCUAGCAGCAGCUCUGGAGCUUUCAAAGACUGAACUGGAUAUGAAAGACCUGAGUAAUCCUGAGUUGCCUUUACAUGACUUAUCUAGAGAUGACCUGGAGUUUCAGGACUCAAGCAAUACUCCAGAGAAGGAACAGGUCGUAGCCGGGGACCUGCCAUGUUCUCAACAUCUUCCAGAGAAAAAUCUGGAUACUGCAGUGCUGAACAAUUCUCCAUCUGCUAACAGUGACUUUUCAGCAGCGACUUCUUUAAAAUGUGCAACAGUUGAAGGAGUGCUGUUUGAACAGACUGAUGGAUGCUUCAAAAAGCACAGAACAAGUUCACCUGUGGAACAGAACCCUGUGGAGUUACUUGGCAGAGGAGUGCGCUUUGACUGUGAUGAUGAGUGCCGUCCGUUCCACGUGACCAUCUCCAGAAUUGUCUCCUCUGGACUGCUUAACAAUGGAAAGGCAACGUCUCAUCCCUCUCAACCAUCCCCACGAGCACCUCCCUUCAAGGUGCUUGUAGAGAGAUGUCGCUCCGAGCCGCUCUCCCAGAGCACCCCGAUGGGGCUGGACCAAGUGGGUGGGCGCAUGCAGCACCUGCUCAGAAGACGUGCUGAGAACGAACUGGCUUCAAAGACUCUGAAGGUGCGCAGGAACGGCGGACGUAGAUGGAACCUCCUCAAGCCUGGAGCUGAGAAGCUGCAAAUCAGUAGGCUAUGGGUGAACCAAGAAGAUGGAGUGGAGGAGGGAACCAGCGAAGUGCAGAAUGGCCACUUGGAUCCAAGCGCCGACUGCCUCUGUCUUGGCAGAACCGUCCAGAACCGAGAUCAGAUGAGAGCCAAUGUCAUCAAUGAGAUCAUGAGCACGGAGCGUCACUACAUCAAGCACCUCAAAGACAUUUGCGAGGGUUACUUGAAGCAGUGCCGGAAGAGAAGGGAUAUGUUCAGUGAUGAACAGCUGAAGAUCAUCUUUGGGAACAUUGAAGAUAUCUAUAGAUUUCAGAUGGGUUUUGUCCGGGACUUGGAGAAACAGUACAACAAUGAGGAUCCCCAUCUCAGUGAGAUCGGACCGUGUUUCCUUGAACACCAAGAUGGCUUCUGGAUCUAUUCAGAGUACUGUAAUAAUCAUUUGGAUGCGUGCAUGGAGCUUUCCAAGCUGAUGAAAGAUAGCAGGUACCAGCAUUUCUUCGAAGCAUGUCGUCUGUUGCAGCAGAUGAUUGAUAUUGCCAUAGAUGGUUUCCUACUGACACCAGUGCAGAAGAUCUGCAAAUACCCCCUGCAGCUCGCAGAGCUUCUCAAGUAUACCGCACAGGAUCACAGUGACUACAGGUAUGUGGCUGCUGCUCUCGCCGUCAUGAGGAACGUGACUCUGCAGAUCAAUGAGCGGAAGCGGAGACUGGAGAACAUUGACAAGAUAGCUCAGUGGCAGGCGUCCGUUCUGGACUGGGAGGGAGACGAUAUCUUGGACCGCAGCUCAGAGCUGAUCUACACGGGAGAGAUGUCCUGGAUUUACCAGCCCUACGGACGGAACCAGCAGCGUGUUUUCUUCCUCUUUGAUCACCAGAUGGUUCUCUGCAAGAAGGACCUGAUACGAAGAGAUAUUCUGUAUUACAAAGGUCGCAUAGACAUGGAUAAAUAUGAAGUGGUAGAUAUAGAAGAUGGGAGAGAUGAUGACUUCAAUGUCAGCAUGAAGAAUGCCUUCAAACUUCAUAACAAGGAGACUGAGGAAAUGCACUUAUUCUUUGCCAAGAAACUGGAGGAGAAGUUGCGAUGGCUCCGAGCUUUCAGAGAAGAAAGGAAGAUGGUAAAAGAAGAUGAAAAGAUAGGCUUUGAAAUUUCUGAAAAUCAAAAGCGGCAAGCGGCAAUGACAGUAAAGAAAGUCAGUAAGCAAAAAGGUGUGAGCUACUCCAAGUCGGUUCCUCCAGCCUACCCACCACCCCAGGAUCCAUUAAAUCAGGGACAAUACAUGGUGACAGAUGGCAUAUCCCAGUCCCAGGUCUUCGAGUUCACCGAACCCAGACGCAGCCAGGCACCAUUCUGGCAAAACUUCAGCAGAGAGUGAGAAUGAGACAUCCAUAAUUUUUAUGAGAAGAUGCUUCCUAAAUAUUCAGCGCUAGGAAAAAAGAAACUCCACCGCCACACCAUUAUUUGCAUCAUAACUCAAGACUCGCUCGAUCUGACAAGGCCACUUGUUGGACUCGCAGCUUCCUUCUUAAGUGGAAAGCCAAAACAAACGAGCGCCGCUAGCGCUUGCCGAAGCCGGGCGGCAGGCGGAGCAGCCGCAGCCGCUUGUUCCAGAGGGAAGAGGGGCUUGGCUCUCACAUGGCGCUCAAGAAAGCCCUUCCCUUCCACAAAUUGCCAAGGUGCUGCAAGAGAUGGAGCAUUAUCGCAAAGAAGAACCAGCACUGGGUCCCACUUUUACUACCUACCGUGGCUUUCCCAAUAGGGAGCAGGGCUGGGCUGCCUCGCUGUGUCUGAAAGUGCUGGAAGCAGCACAGAUGCUGUCAGAUCGGGGUGAUUUUGACUGAGCAUCUGAUACAGACUUUCAUUUCAAUGCCAGACAGGAGGAACCCACUUACCAUUCCAUACGCAGAAAUGAGAGAGUUGUAACAAACUUACAUGUUUACGGUAUUUCUCUGGCUGAAACUAUAUAUAUACAUAGGAAAAAAAAAAA